This is a messenger RNA of Sphenostylis stenocarpa, 540 nucleotides long. The record is from the annotation of a GenBank genome assembly. Lineage: Eukaryota; Viridiplantae; Streptophyta; Magnoliopsida; Fabales; Fabaceae.
AUGAAGCAAUUAACCCUUUUCUCCUUCUCAUUCUUCCAACUCUUUUCCUCUACCACCUUCGCCAUUUCACCCGCCGCACCUAAAGCAGCCCCUGCAGCAAAAACACCCCCUAUCCCAAAGGCUGCAGCACCAUCACCAAAACCAUUAGUCCCCACAUUACCUCAGUCUCCGGACUCCCCUGACUCUGUCCCUGAUGGCAUCACUAGAAUCCUCAAAAAGGCCAAAAUGUUCUCAACCUUAAUCCGCCUCCUCAAAACCACCGAAAUCAUGAACAACAUCAACUCACAGCUCAUAACAGCCAUGAGUGGGGGCAUAACCAUCCUUGCACCAGAUGACUCCGCCUUUUCCAACCUCAAAGCAGGCUUCCUCAACUCCCUAAACAAAGGCCAGAAAAAAAGAACUCGCAAUUUCUCAGUAACUGAUAAGGCUCCAGCUUUCGCUCCUUCAUCUCUUGCAAAGGCUCCCAAAGCUUCUAAGGAAAACUCUUCUGAGGACGAACAGAAUGAAACACAAGAUGAUCACAAAAAUCGAGGACAGUGA